Molecule: messenger RNA, 870 nt
Organism: Paraphaeosphaeria sporulosa
Lineage: Eukaryota; Fungi; Ascomycota; Dothideomycetes; Pleosporales; Didymosphaeriaceae
Exons: 1
Source: RefSeq, a predicted model, not a curated record
AUGAGCGAUUACGGCGACGAGUACGAAGACGACUAUGGCGACGAUUGGCUCUAUGUCGAGGACGAAUACAUGCAGGCGGAUGACCUAGCCGAACACGCAGUUGCAUCGCCGCCUCCGCUCGCGUACGACGACGACAGGCUCGACGAGUGGGACCGUUUCGACUACUUCAACGACCUCGAGUACGACUUCGAAGGCUACGACGACGCCAACUUCGUGACCCACAACGGCGCAACGGGCCAGCCCAAGGUUGGGCAAAAGAGGAAGCGCGGCGCUGUAGUUGGUCCCAGCAGCAAGAAGCAGAGGCUUGCCAAUGGCGAUGGAAAGCUCGAGCAGGACGUCGCGUGGCUGUCCAAUGCGCCCAUCAUAUGGCGCGCCCAGGCGGACAGAGGCGUGAAAGCGAGACCGCUGCCAGAAGAUGCAGAACCAUAUGCGAUACUCAAGGACUGGCGCAAGUUGGACAGGGCGCCGAAGCGGACCCAAAAGGCUGCACAAAGAGAGCUUGUGUCGCUGCCAUCCCAGGCUCACAUAGAGGAGGCCGACGAGGAGUGGGAAGACGAGGACUUGGUGGAUGAGGAAAAUGAUGAUGAGGAAGAUACAGGCAUGGAUGGCAUCGACCCCGCGGCCUUGAUGGCUGCACUGCAGUCGCGCCUUGGAUCUGCCGGUGGCCCGCUCAGUGGAAUGGAUCCUCAACAGCUGCUGCAGUUCGCACUACGCAUGGCCAACAACCAGGACGCGGGCGACGACAUUGCAGGUGAAUUGGCAGACGAGAUGCUGAAUCAGGGAGGCGAAGACGAAGACGACGAGGAAGCGGAGGCAAACUUGAUGUCAUGGGUGUCUCAGCAGCGCGAUGGUAGCAAGAGCGACAUUCCC